This is a messenger RNA of Aspergillus steynii IBT 23096, 1785 nucleotides long. Its product is annotated as cytochrome P450. Gene Ontology annotation, molecular function: monooxygenase activity; heme binding; oxidoreductase activity, acting on paired donors, with incorporation or reduction of molecular oxygen. The transcript is spliced from 3 exons. NCBI's taxonomy places the organism in Eukaryota, Fungi, Ascomycota, Eurotiomycetes, Eurotiales, Aspergillaceae. Bases 39 to 1646 code for a protein of 535 amino acids. The record is from RefSeq and is a predicted model, not a curated record.
GUUUUAUCAGAGUGUUCAAUAUUGUGGCACUAGCAGUCAUGGCUCUUGCCAAUUUCACUAUGGACGGUUUUGGUUUGAAUCAUACAGACACCCUAGGGGUUGAUGCUCCUUCGUUUAAGCCUCAGUUCUCAGUACCGACUUCAAUAUUCACAGCUUUUGCGGGCAUUGUGGUCAUCUGGUGGUAUCUGAUUACCGUGAACAGAAAGAAGUACCCCAACAUUUAUGGCAACUAUGACUUCGAUGCUCCGAUCAUCGGGUACAAGUACAUGAUUCCGGCACGCUUGCAGUUCUUCCUCAACGGUCCUGCCAUGAUCAAGGAAGGGUAUGAAAAGUACAAGGACACCUUCUUCAAGGUCUCGGGCAAUGACCUCCUCAUCGUUCCCAACAAGUACCUCGCUGAGCUGGCCAGCAUGCCCCCUGAGAAGCUGAGUCUCAACACCGCCAUCGUGGAUGCAUUUCAGCGCCUCCACUCCAUCACCGCUGUCAUCACCGAUCACAGCUUGCAAUCGCGCAUGCUCAUGACCCGACUCACGCCCAAACUCGGGUUGCAUGUCCCUCUGGUGCAGGACCAGUUCCGCAAGUACCUGCCUCAGGAGCUUCCUGCCACGAAGGAUGAAUGGGCUAGCAUUAACGCCUUGCAUCUUGCACGACGCAUGGUCCACCGCGGCGUGGCCACUCAGUUCGUUGCCGAGCUUGCCGAAAAUGAGGAGUACUUGUCAACAGCGAUCGCGUACUCUGAGCAUGGCUUCAGGCACAACUUUCUCCUCCGUGUGUUCCCCGACUGGGCUAAGCCCGUCGUUGCUCGUUUCCUUCCUACGAGCUGGGGCGUGGAUCGCGCUCUGAAGAACGCCAAGCGCAUGGUCAUUCCUCUUAUCCACGAGCGCCGGCGCCGUGAGCGUGAAGACCCCACUUAUGAGCGGCCCGAUGAUUUUCUUCAACACUUGCUGGAUGGAGGGAAAGAGAUCGAGGAUGAUGACGAGACAACGGUACAGCGGCUGAUGGUCACCUAUCUGGGGUCUGGUCCGUCAACCAUCAUUGCCGUUGCACAGGUCCUGUUCGAUCUCUGCGCUCAUCCAGAGUAUGUGGAGCCUCUCAGACAGGAGGCGAUUGAGAUCUUGACCCAGGAGGGUGGGUAUACGAAAAAGGCGUUGGCCGACAUGAAGCAGAUGGAUAGUUUUAUGCGGGAGUCUCAGCGCCUGAGUCCGCCUACCUUGCUCGGUUUCAACGCUAUCGUCCGCCAACCGGUCACUCUACAUGACGGCGUCGUCCUCCCGGAAGGCGCCCACAUCCAGAUGGCAACCUACGCCAUCGGCAUCGACCCCGAGCGAGUCCCGAAUGCAGACAAAUUCGACGGUCUACGUCAGUUCAACAAUCGGAAGCGACCGGGCGAGAGCAACUGGCACCAAUUCACCACGACCAGCGAGAAUAACCUACACUUUGGCCACGGCAAGAUCGUGUGUCCGGGACGGUUCUUUGCCGAUCACUCCAUGAAGAUGAUUGUUAGUAACAUCUUGUUGAGAUACCAUCUUCGCUUUGUGGGCGGGUCGACGGAACGGCCUUCAAACUCGAGCAUGUAUGAUGUUGUGAUUCCGGAUUUGAGUACGUGUGUUGAGUUCAAGGUGAGGGAAGAUGCGCUCGCUUUCUAGGCUACUACGUACAUAUCUCUCUGCACACGACUUUACGCUUGAGUCUUUCCAUUGCGGUGAAGUUCUUGGUGGAUAUAAACGGAAUAUCUCUCAGUUCAAUUAGAUGAAACAAAAGGCCUUGAAUGGGCCAACGACUUCC